AUGGUCACCGUGAACGGAGAGUCGUUCACGCAAGUUUUCAUCAUGGAGCACCGUCCAGAAAGGCCGCUCACAUACAUCAUCGUGUCGUCUUUGACUAGACAUUUUUCCGCCGGACCACUCACCGACCGGCAGGCUCUGGACGCAAGGUUCGCCGCAGGUGACUGUGCUGUUAAGACGGGCUUGCCAAUGGCGGGAUUAAAAACGAAGGAACAAGUAUACUAUGCGCCUAAAUUAGCAACGUACUACGAAACUCUUUCGGAUACCGACCCGAAUAACACACAAUCCGAUAUCGCCGCAAAAAUCUUACAACACAUAUUGUCACGUAUACCUCCGCGAGAUAUCCGAACCUCCCAAAAAACUUUCCUUACGAAUAACGCCACCAACAACCUGCCACACAGCAUUUUAAACCACAUAUUACUCCACAUACCUCCUCCAGAAAUCGAACCUUCUUCUCCGAAUAUCGCUAUCGGCAAUGUACAACCCACUUUGGCCGAAAAUAUCCUACAACUUGAAUUCGUAAAACCUGUAACCAAUCCCACCGAAGUUUCAACAUUUCACGAACCCCUUUCCGAUUAUAAGCCCGAGAACACACAAUCUCACAUGGCCGUCAAAAUCUUACAACACAUAAUGCUCCAUGUACCUCCUCCGGAUAUCCAAACCUCAAAAGAACCCUUCUAUAUGAAUAACGCUACCGGUAGUUUACAACCCACUUUGGCCGAAAAUAACCUACAACUUGAAAUCGUAAAACCUCUUGCCAAUCCAACCGAAGUUUCAACAUUUUACGAAUCCAUUCCCGAUACCGCCCCCGAGAACACACAAUCCCACAUGGCCGUCAAAAUCUUAAAACACAUAAUGCUCCAUGUACCUCCCCCAGAUAUCCGAACCUCAAAAGAUUUCUUCUAUACGAAUAACGCUAUCGGUAGUUUACAACCCACUGUGGCCGAAAAAAACCUACAACUUGAAAUCUUAAAACCCGUACCCAUUCCCAAUGAAAACUCAAAUUUCCGCGAACCCGUGCCCGAUAACGUAACCGAUGUUAUGGAACCCGAUAUCGAUGAGGAGAACUCAUCUCCUAGAAUCUUAAACAGCGUAUUUCGAUACGCGGUUAUUGACGGAUGUUGGUGGGAUAUGUCCCGCAAACCUCACAAUUUUCCAGGAAUUAAUUCAAAGUACCUUUAG
Molecule: messenger RNA, 1179 nt
Organism: Cinara cedri
Lineage: Eukaryota; Metazoa; Arthropoda; Insecta; Hemiptera; Aphididae
Source: the annotation of a GenBank genome assembly